Oreochromis niloticus (Nile tilapia) is the source of this 5375-nucleotide messenger RNA. RefSeq names its product phospholipid-transporting ATPase ID. Bases 228 to 3815 code for a protein of 1195 amino acids. NCBI's taxonomy places the organism in Eukaryota, Metazoa, Chordata, Actinopteri, Cichliformes, Cichlidae. Gene Ontology annotation, biological process: Golgi organization; phospholipid translocation. Gene Ontology annotation, cellular component: trans-Golgi network; plasma membrane. Gene Ontology annotation, molecular function: ATPase-coupled intramembrane lipid carrier activity; ATP hydrolysis activity; ATP binding. The record is from RefSeq and is a predicted model, not a curated record. The transcript has 28 exons.
GAUGCAGGGGAUCCCUGCUCUUCCUGUAUGAACCUGAAACUUCUGGUGUAGGUGCGACUACAACGCUUCACCUGUUGUUCCUGUUGUCUUUUAUCCUGGUGGAAGUCUCAGUUGAACUUCCUUUCUCUGUUUGGGACUAAACUGACACUUGGCUUUCCAGGCAAUAGACAAAGGCCUGGAUUUACUUUAUCAAAGACGUUGUAAAAUAUGGAGAACCUGAGUUAAAGAUGGGAACUGUGCUGUCAUACUUUGGACAGUUGUGCGGACAUGGAAAUAAGGAAGAGAAGGAGAGAUGCUUGCGGGCUAAUGACAGAACUUUCAACCUGUGUUUCCGCUAUGCUAACAAUGCCAUCAAGACCUCCAAAUACAACAUCUUCACCUUCCUGCCACUUAAUCUUUUUGAGCAGUUCAGGAGGCUCGCUAAUGCCUACUUCCUCUUCCUCCUUAUCCUUCAGUUGAUCCCACAAAUCUCCUCUCUGUCAUGGUUCACCACAGCUGUCCCUUUAAUAUUGGUGCUGUCUAUAACAGGAGUCAAAGAUGCCAGUGACGACAUAAACAGACACAAAUGUGACAGACAAGUGAAUAACCGGAAGGUGGACGUCCUCAUGGAUGGCCAACUCAAAAAUGAAAAAUGGAUGAAUGUUCAGGUUGGGGACAUAGUCAAACUGGGGAAUAAUGAGUUUGUCACAGCAGACCUUCUGUUGCUGUCUAGCAGUGAGCCCCUUAAUUUAGUUUAUGUGGAAACAGCUGAACUAGAUGGAGAAACCAAUCUGAAGGUGAAACAGGCUCUGACUGUAACUGGAGAGUUGGGAGACAACAUUGAGGCACUGGCUGCCUUUAAUGGCGAAGUGCGAUGUGAACCUCCCAAUAACCGUCUAGACAAGUUCAAAGGGACUCUGACUGUGAACGGGGAAAGAUACGCCUUGGACAACGACAAAGUGCUGCUCAGAGGCUGUACUCUCAGGAACACUGAGUGGUGCUUCGGUCUGGUCAUCUUUGGAGGUCCUGACACUAAACUGAUGCAGAACAGCGGAAAGUCAAUAUUCAAACGGACAAGCAUUGAUCACCUGAUGAAUAUCCUGGUGUUAUGUAUCUUUGGUUUCCUGGCAUCUAUGUGCUCCAUUUUGACCAUUGGCAAUGCAUUCUGGGAAACAAACGAGGGCUCUGUGUUCACUGUGUUUCUUCCUCGUGAACCGGGCAUUGAUGCUCCUCUCUCAUCGUUCCUCAUCUUCUGGUCUUAUGUCAUUGUCCUUAACACAGUGGUACCAAUUUCACUCUACGUCAGCGUGGAGUUCAUUCGUCUGGGAAACAGCUUCUUCAUAGACUGGGACAGGAAGAUGUACUAUCCUAAGAACGAUACUCCAGCUCAGGCAAGAACCACCACACUCAAUGAGGAGCUCGGCCAGAUUAAAUACAUCUUCAGCGAUAAGACUGGCACUCUGACACAGAACAUCAUGACUUUCAACAAGUGCUCCAUUAAUGGAAAAGCUUAUGGGGACCUCUAUGAUUUCUCUGGACAAAGAGUGGAAAUUACAGAGAGGACAGAAAGAGUGGACUUCUCCUGGAACAAUCUGGCAGAUCCAAAGUUCAGCUUUCAUGACCACAAUCUGGUGGAGAUGGUGAGAAGUGGAAACCCUGAGACUCAGGAGUUCUUCCGCUUGCUAUCCCUGUGUCACACUGUCAUGCCUGAGGAAAAGAAAGAGGGGGAGCUCAACUAUCAGGCUCAGUCACCUGAUGAAGGCGCUCUGGUAACUGCUGCGAGAAACUUUGGAUUUGUAUUCCGAUCACGCACACCAGAGACCAUCACAGUCGUAGAGAUGGGCAAACAAGUCAUCUAUGAACUUCUGGCCAUUCUGGACUUCAGUAAUGUUAGGAAGAGGAUGUCAGUGAUAGUGCGCAGCCCAGAGGGGAAGUUGACUCUAUACUGCAAAGGUGCAGACACCAUGAUUUUUGAAAGACUGCACCCCUCCUGUAACAAACUGAUGGAAGUAACCACUAACCACCUCAAUGAGUAUGCAGGUGAUGGCCUCCGUACACUUGCUCUGGCAUAUAAGGACUUAGACAAGACCUACAUGAUAGAUUGGAAACAUCGCCAACAUGAGGCCAGUGUUGUCAUGGAGGGACGUGAAGAAAAACUUGAUGAACUUUAUGAAGAGAUUGAGAAAGAUAUGAUGCUGUUGGGAGCGACAGCUGUGGAAGACAAGUUGCAAGAUGGUGUCCCACAGACCAUUGAGCAACUGGCUAAAGCUGACAUCAAAAUCUGGGUGUUAACUGGAGAUAAGCAAGAGACAGCAGAGAACAUUGGCUAUUCUUGUAACAUGCUAAGAGAGGAGAUGAAGGAUGUCUUUGUUAUCUCAGCCAACACUGCUGAAGGAGUCAAAGAGGAGCUACUGAAUGCAGGAAGAAAAAUGUGUCCUGAAGCAGCAGAGGAGCCAUCUGUGAUUAAAUCUCGAGCAGGCCUGUUUUGGCUUAAAAAGACAGAGACUGUGCAGGAUGAGAAGGUGGAUGGAGAUUAUGGACUAAUUAUAAAUGGGCACAGUCUGGCCUUUGCACUGGAGAAGAACUUGAGGCUGGAGCUGCUGAGGACAGCAUGCAUGUGUCAGACAGUGAUUUGCUGCAGGGUCACUCCUUUGCAGAAGGCCCAAGUGGUUCAGCUGGUCAAGAAAUACAAGCAGGCUGUCACUCUUGCCAUUGGGGAUGGGGCCAAUGAUGUCAGCAUGAUAAAGGUUGCUCAUAUUGGUGUAGGUAUCAGUGGGCAGGAAGGCAUGCAGGCAGUGCUGUCCAGCGACUAUUCCUUUGCCCAGUUCCGUUACCUUCAGCGCCUCCUGCUGGUGCAUGGCCGCUGGUCCUACAUACGCAUGUGCAAGUUCCUUGGAUAUUUCUUUUACAAGAACUUCACUUUUACGCUUGUCCAAUUCUGGUACGCCUUCUUUUGUGGUUUUUCUGCACAGACUGUGUAUGAUGAGUGGUUCAUCACCUUCUACAACAUGGUUUACACAGCUCUUCCAGUCCUUGGCAUGUGUCUCUUUGACCAGGAUGUAAAUGACCGUUGGAGUUUAUACCAUCCUCAGCUCUACGCUCCAGGCCAGAAGAACCAAUACUUCAAUAAGAAAGCUUUUGUGAGCUGUGUGAUGCACAGCUGCUACAGUUCCUUAAUCCUCUUUUUUAUUCCAUGGGCUUCCAUGCAUGACACAGUCAGAGAUGAUGGAAAAGAAAUUGCUGACUAUCAGUCUUUUGCUGUAUUGGCACAGACUUGUCUGCUUAUUGUGGUGUACACACAGCUGUGUCUUGACACCUAUUACUGGACAGCAGUGAACCAUUUUUUUGUGUGGGGAAGCAUGGUGGCCUACUUUGCCAUCACAUUAACCAUGUGCAGCAAUGGCAUGUUUUAUAUCUUCACGUCUUCUUUCCCCUUCAUUGGCACAACAAGAAACUCUUUGAACCAGCCUAAUGUGUGGCUCACCAUAUUCCUGACGUUCCUCCUCUGUAUCCUGCCUGUUGUUGCUUUCCGCUUCAUAUUUAUACAGCUUCGUCCUACCAUUAAUGACAAGGUGAGGUAUAAGAUGCGUACAGAGGAGUUGCCUGCACCUGCACCUCGUCGCCUACGAAGAAGGCGUAGUACUCGGUCGGGUUACGCCUUCUCUCACUCCCAGGGCUAUGGUGAUCUGGUAACAUCUAGAAAAUUCCUGAUGAAACGCUCCACCAAGAGAGCCCCUCUGUUCACCCAGACAGACUCUUCCAUAUUUCAAAAUCAGCCGCAGCACUACCGCACUAUUGCUGAGGAAGCCGAGGAGUCACAGAGUCACCAGCUCUAAGACGGCAGCACACAGGGACUGAAACACAGACAGUAUUUUAUUUUCCUAACACUGGAGCCAACCUGGCACUGAAGAAAAGAUGGUGUCUUAUAAUGUGUGAAUGUUGAUAUCUCUGUGAAAAUAUUAAUUUUGCAUCAGAGAGCACAAUGAUUGUUUUAUUUUUUGUGCUCAAUAAGUACACUUUCAUAUUGUGCAACUUCAAUUAUUACUGGCCAGUUUCUGAAGCACACUUGAAGAUUUUACAAAGAUGUUCUACCUUGGUUUUAGUUAAUUUUAUUACAAAUACAAUCGGCUUGUGGAUUAGGAUAAAAAAAAAAAAGGUGUAUGUAGUCCGUAGUGUUUUUUUCUUGGUUUUGAAAUAGGUUUUCAAACUAAAUAGCUGAGAAAUUGCAAAUAUAGUAAUUUAUAUUGAUUUUUAAUACAGGGUAUAUACUAAACAGUUUUGUUUGUAGGCAAUGAUCUUGAAUACUGUACUAUAAAUUGCAAUCUCAUUGCAACUGCAAUAAGAUUAAUUCUGUACUGCACAGAGAUUUAUUUUUGCCUUCAUUGGUUGUUUGGUUGUAAAGAGCAAAAACGAGAAACUUGAAAUCUUUUUUCAUUAUUUUUACAUGUAUAGUUUAUACGAUGUAGUUAUUUACAUGAAGAUUAUGUGUUAUUAUACUGUGUUAAUAAUUUAACAUUCAGUCCUUCAUGAACCAAUAACUUAACCUGGCACUACUACAGUCACAUUAUUCACAGCGGACAGCCAGUUAUUAGUCUUAUCUCUGUAACUGUUUAUUUUUUCCUUUUCAUAAUCUUGUUUUUAAAACAGAAACCAGAAUAAAAUAUUUUUUUAUAUUUAGUAAGGUAUUGAAUUCUGGAAAAGUGGAUUGGUAUAAAAAGGAGAUAUCUAAUUUUCUAAUCCAGGCUUCAAGCAGAUAGUUAUUAACAGUUGUCAAAUCAUUGGACCAUGCUUCUGGAUGGCUGUAUUCAUUUUCUUCAUCAUGUUAAGACUUUGCUCAUACUCCCUGAGUAAUAAAUUGCUUUUUCUAGUUCCAGCUGAUCAUCAUCCGUCAGUUGAGCUGUAAUAUAUUUGUUUAUGAAAAACACAGAAGUAGUGUAUGUGUGAGCUUCCUCUUUGUUGACGCUCUACACAGUAAAAGCAGUUAACGACACACAAGGACUGUGAACUCUGAACUCAUGCACUGUUUUCACACUGUGUUGCUCAGUGGAGCCCUUCAAAAUCCACUCUUUCACUUUGCUGCCUUUUUAUUGACUUAAUCAAUCGAGACCAAAGCAUUUCCGCAGCUGAAAAUGUUGAAAAUGUUGUUAUAGUUCCUGACUGUAUCCCUCAACAGGCCAAGGUUUCCUCUCAUCGGUUACAUGAAUUUGACAACAGCUUUAUUUCACUAGUUUCUUGACUUUUUGUUAAACUUAUUUAUUUCUAUCUUUCCCGUCAUACUGAAUGUACCUAUGUGUACUUCAGUCACACACUAUAUAAAGAACAAUUCAUUCUGUGUCAAAGAAAACAUGAACCAAGACAGAAAUUCUUUGAAAUAAAUGUGUGGUUUUAUCAACUUA